AUGCCCUCUAAGAAGCAAUACAAUCUCGUGCAUAAUGACGAGUACGACACGAGGAUACCGUUGCACAGCGAAGAGGCGUUUCAUCGUGGAAUUGUUUUUCACGCCAAGUACGAGUUCAAGGCCAAAGGGAUCAAAAAGAAGAAAGUGACGCUGGAGGUAUCGGUGGACGGGCUGAAAGUCACUCUCCGAAAGAAGAAGGUAAUUGCUGUGAUAUUCUACGUCUCCCAUGAUAGCCACGAUUUGAAAAUCUUUAGUUACAUCGCUCGCGAUGGAAGCAGUAACACAUUUAAGUGUAAUGUCUUCAAAUCUAGUAAAAAGGUAAGUGACGUAUAUCAAUAAUUUAUAUCCUUUGUGUAGAUUAUGAGAAACUGUUUUAAAUAUCUGUAA
Molecule: messenger RNA, 387 nt
Organism: Heterotrigona itama
Lineage: Eukaryota; Metazoa; Arthropoda; Insecta; Hymenoptera; Apidae
Source: the annotation of a GenBank genome assembly